UUAAAUUCAUUCCAUCAUCGCUUCAUCUCCAAUAUUCCUAAAUAUUCCUCCUCUGUACGCAGCAACUGCCAGGCAAGGCAGCUAUGGCUCCUACGAUUUCCACCAGCGCUCAUGAAUCCAACUCCACGGAUCUCAUAAGCUUUGUAGUGCACCAAGGCAACGGAGUGAAGGGUCUUGCAGACAUGGGCCUGAAAGACCUGCCCAAGCAAUACAUUCAGCCUCUGGAAGAGAGGAUCAGUGGCUGCAAUGUGUUGCCGGAAGUGGCCAUUCCGGUUAUAGACCUGUCGGAUUCCGAUGACCCGAAGGUGGCGGGUGCCAUCUGCGAUGCGGCGGAGAAGUGGGGGUUCUUCCAGGUCGUCAACCACGGCGUUCCCGUUGAAGUGCUGGAGAAGGUGAAGGAAGCCACCCAUCGCUUCUUCGCGUUGCCGGCGGAGGAGAAGAAGAAGCACUCCAAAGAGCAUUCGCCCACCAACAACGUCCGAUUUGGCACCAGCUUCACUCCCCACGCCGAGAAGGCUUUGGAGUGGAAAGAUUACCUCAGUCUCUUCUACGUUUCUGACCACGAGGCCAAUGCAUUCUGGCCUUCAGCGUGCAAAGAUGAAGCUAUGGAGUUCAUGAGGGGGUCCGAAACACUGGCCAAGAGGCUCUUGGAUGCCCUAACCAAGAGGCUCAACGUGGAGGAGCUUGACGAAGACAAACAAUUGCUGCUAAUGGGUUCCAGGAGGAUUAACCUCAACUACUAUCCCAUAUGUCCAAACCCCGAGCUCACCGUCGGAGUCGGCCGCCACUCCGACGUCUCCACAUUGACGAUUCUCCUGCAAGACGAUAUAGGAGGGCUUUACGUGAAGAAACUCGACCAGCACGACACCUGGGUUCAUGUCCCGCCGAUCAGCGGAUCUCUGGUCAUCAACGUCGGCGACGCACUUCAGAUCAUGAGCAACGGCCGGUACAAGAGCGUGGAGCACCGGGUGAUGGCCAAUGGAAGCAAAAACAGGAUUUCAGUUCCCCUCUUUGUGAACCCUAGACCCAGUGACGUAAUCGGUCCUCUGCCUGAAUUGCUGAAGAACGGAGAGAAACCCAUCUAUAAACAACUUCUCUACUCCGAUUACGUGAAGCAUUUCUUCAGGAAAGCUCACGACGGGAAGGAAACAAUUGAAUUUGCUAAGAUAUGAACGUCUUUGUCGUGGAUUUUAUUACUUAAUGAUCGUCAAGCAUUUCCUGUUUUCUUAUAUGUCUCAGGAUUUCUUUGGGUGUUAGGCUCCGGACCCCGAAGACAUUCUAAAAUAAUUCAAAAUUAGCCGUUCAAAGUCUAAAAAUCUGCACUACUUUCUUAGUGCAUGAUAGGAAUAUAUCAUUAUGCAUGUUACCUUGUUAUUAAGUUGGUCAGCAUCAUGCAUCUAGUCAUUAAUAGUCGCGUUUGUAUUUGACUUGGUCAUAUAUAGCUCCUAUCUGUAAGUAUAAGAGUGCCUUACAUCUCCAUCACUUGGAGAUAUGUUUAGAUUUCUUAUAUGACUUUAUAGGCUUGCAGCGUA
Diospyros lotus (date-plum) is the source of this 1532-nucleotide messenger RNA. RefSeq names its product feruloyl CoA ortho-hydroxylase F6H1-3-like. The transcript has 2 exons. Bases 84 to 1172 code for a protein of 362 amino acids. The record is from RefSeq and is a predicted model, not a curated record. Lineage: Eukaryota; Viridiplantae; Streptophyta; Magnoliopsida; Ericales; Ebenaceae.